AUGUCGCAUGAUGUACGCAAAGGUGAGAACAGAUCCGAAGAGCCUGCCGGAGAUGAUUCUGGCGCUCUUUCGAUGUUUCAAGAUCACUACACCACGCAGCUCGAUCCCAAUUGCAUUCCUCCCAAGCAGCGAGCGGAGGCGGAUCAGCUGGCCCGUCAGAUCCACGAAAGCCAGUGGCAAACUCGUCCGAGGGAUCCCACGCAGCCGUCCCCGCCAGGCGCUCUGCAGCAUCAUGAAGUGCAGCAGGUGGGGCUGAUUCCUGGAUCCGCAGACCGCCCAGGUGCAGGGACAGGUGCUGCGAGCAGGGCACCCUUACCCGCCAUGCCGAAGACGACCAAGAUG
This is a messenger RNA of Symbiodinium necroappetens, 342 nucleotides long. NCBI's taxonomy places the organism in Eukaryota, Dinophyceae, Suessiales, Symbiodiniaceae. The record is from the annotation of a GenBank genome assembly.